GAGAGAAGAGAGAGAGACACGGGGAGGGUGGGGGUAAUCGUGCCGUUUUCCUCGAGGAAUUUUAGACUAGUAAGAGGAGAAUAAGGGCUGCUAUGUGAGCGUGACGUGACAUUCGUGCAGAAUCUCGUGUUUGCUCGCUUCUGUGGAUGAAGAUUUCAGGAUAAACUCAUGGAUUCACACAGCUGCACUCCGCGAGCUACAGGCUGGGAAUAUAUUGCACAUCGCCAUUAAAGCCUCAAUAUUUGGAUAAGACACGAGCUCUCGGAUCACUUCACACAUUUUGCUGUCAAACUCUCUUUCUCUCAUCAGAAUUAAAGGCUCUUCUGACAUGGCGGACAGUGAAGACUCGUUUCGUCUCCAAAAUUCUCCCACUGACACCGAUCCAAAAGAUCUACAAAACGACGGCAAAUCAGAUAAACAGAAUGCAGCCUCCAGCAAAUCUCCGUCAUCACAGACAACAUACAUUCAACAGGGAAUGGAGGGGAUAAAAGUUUACCUGCACGAGCGUGAGUUGUGGGCAAAGUUUCAUGAAGUCGGGACAGAAAUGAUCAUAACUAAAGCAGGAAGGAGAAUGUUCCCGAGCUUUAAAGUGAAGGUCACCGGGUUGAACCCGAAAACUAAAUACAUUCUGCUGAUGGAUGUCGUGCCAGCGGACGACCAUCGCUAUAAAUUCGCCGAUAACAAAUGGUCUGUGACAGGUAAAGCAGAACCAGCGAUGCCCGGACGACUGUACGUCCAUCCCGACUCUCCGGCCACCGGCGCUCACUGGAUGAGACAACUGGUGUCUUUCCAGAAGCUGAAACUGACUAACAACCACCUGGAUCCCUUCGGCCAUAUUAUUCUGAAUUCAAUGCAUAAAUAUCAGCCGAGGAUUCACAUCGUGAAGGCGGAUGAAAAUAACGGCUUUGGGUCUAAAAACACGGCUUUCUGCACGCACGUGUUCCCAGAAACUGCGUUUAUUGCUGUCACGUCUUACCAAAAUCAUAAGAUUACCCAGUUGAAGAUUGAGAACAAUCCGUUUGCUAAGGGCUUCCGUGGAAGUGAUGACAUGGAGCUACAUCGCAUGUCAAGAAUGCAAAGCACAAAGGAAUAUCCGGUGGUCCCUCGCAGUACCGUCCGUCAGCGAGUGGGCAGCUGUCAGAGUCCGUUCAGCGGAGAUGUUCAGAGUCUUUCAACCCCGAGCGCCAUGAGCUCUCAGUACAGCUGUGAGAACGGAGUCACGAGUACAUCUCAAGAUCUGCUGCCGCCGUCCAGCUCUUAUCCACUGCCUCAUGAACACGGACCAGAUUAUCAUCACUGCGUCAAGAGAAAAGUUGAAGACGGCUGUCACGCAGGAGAUCACUCGUACAAGAAAACCUAUGUGGAAAGUUCAUCCAGCGAGGACGACCACUACUAUCGGCCAGUGAGUUACCCUCAGCCCCUGGGUCUUUCCGGCGCCCCCUACAGGACAGAGUCCGGUCCGAGGCAGGCCUGCAUGUACGCCAGCGCUUCUCAAGUCACUGAGCCGCCGCCGAGCCUGGAAGACAUCAGCUGUAACACUUGGGCGGGAGUGUCACCGUAUGGCAGCUGCUCAGUGUCGGCCGUCCAGCAGAUGGAGCGGCUGCCCUACCAGCACUUCUCGGCUCAUUUUAACUCGGGGCCCCUGGUGUCCAGAUUAAGCGGCGUGGCGGGUCACGCCUCUCCGCAGCUGGCCGACACUCACGCUAUGUACCAGGGUCCCGUCCCCCAUCAGCCUCUGGGGCGUCAGUGCAGCCCGAGCACCGGGAUUCAGUCUCCGAGCACCAGCCUGCAGGGAAACGAGUAUCUGUACGCUCACGGAAUCCCUCGCACCCUUUCGCCGCAUCAAUAUCACGCCGUCCACAGCGUCAGCAUCAUGCCCGACUGGAACGAGGGAAGCUAACUGGAUCUGGAUCCCUCCAGCGUCUGUCCUGUGUGUUUAUAUGUCUGAACACUCUCAGCUCUUCUCCAGAGUCUCUGUAUGAGAACAACUGAAGCACACACUUACGAUGCCACCACUUACUGACUUCUAACAGAAGAGGACGAUGUUAUCAUGGGAAGGAAAGAAAGACUGUGUGAGAUGCUUUUCUCAUUGGUGAUUGAUGAUUUGUAGGUGAUGACGUUUUAGGAUCUUCUGACUGAUUGUUCUGCUUUCUAGAAGUCAAUGAAACUUUCACAAACCACAGGAGAGCAAUUUAUCUGGUGAUUCAUUCAUGCACUUACUAUUUUAUGUUCAGGGAAACGCAACAAGUUUAUUUUUGUACUCAAUCUCUUUAUGCCUCUGUAUGACCAGUGGAUUCAUGACACUGAAAAAUCAGUCAAAGGAAAUAAGUGUAAACAGCAAAUACACGAUACGUUCAUCCAGACUGCUGAUGUGAUAGUGUUACUCUAUAAGCUAGUUCUCAUAAACACACCGUCACAUCAUCAAUACAUCCAAGAGAGUCUGUUGCUGCGUCCCAAUUCACAUACUUUCCAUCCUAAAUAGUAUUUGAAUGUAGAAUGAGUAUGUCCCUAAUCGUAGUGUGUUGAAAAGAGUAUUCCAAAGAUUCCCGGAUGAUCUACUUACGGUAGAAAAUUGAAGUGCAGAAUAAUACACUCUGACGGCGGAUAUUACCCAUGACUCACUGUGAGUAGGCGGAGUUUAGUGACGCUCCACUGCAUUAAUAAAUUAUAAAACAAAAUGACUAAAUAUAACUAUAGUGUAAACAUUACAUAUGAAACCAUGAAUGAAUAAAUACUUAUAGCUGUAUUUCAAUGUGACAGCUAAUGGGCACAAUGAUUCUUGUGUGUGUCCCAGUGUGUGCAGAUUGUUUUGUUACAUACCAAUACAUUUCCAUAACAAAAACACUACAUACUUUUAGGUGAAUUGGGACGCAGCGUCUGUCUCAGAACACACACACACACACACACACACACACACACACACAGGAAGAGUUUCAUCUCUGGUCACACAAACACAAUCUCUGUUAGUUCUCACAGUUGACAGGGAUGUCAUGUAGAAGACGUUGUGUAGAUUUCAUCAUUAAAACAUGCUUUCAGACAGUCAAGAGUGUGCAUACAGUGUGUGCAUAUUUACACAGAGUUUUAUAAAUCCCAAUAUGUGUGUGUGUGUGUGUGUGUGGUUAUUUACACAACGUUUAUACAUUAGGUCUCUGAACACAGACGCUAAAUCUCAACAAAAAAAAACAUAUGGAAAUGAUUCUUUUUCAACACUCACAGUCACCAGAUUUCUCAUGUUAAUAGUAUUUAUUUUCCUUGUAUUAUAAAGUAUCUUCUCUUAUUCUGCCUUAUUUUGUCAUUUUUUUGUUUGACUUUUUCAUUUUUGUCCUUACAAUUUAAUUUGAGCUACAUUUUAGCAGGCAAGCUUUCCAUUUUUAACUAAAAAGUAAGUCUGGUUUGAAAUUCUUGAUUUUUUCUGUCAAAAACUAUGAUCGCAAGAUGAAGAAAUGUACAUAGAAAACAGAAUAAAUGUAAAAGAUC
This is a messenger RNA of Triplophysa dalaica, 3477 nucleotides long. RefSeq names its product T-box transcription factor 5a (gene tbx5a). The record is from RefSeq and is a predicted model, not a curated record. Gene Ontology annotation, molecular function: DNA-binding transcription factor activity, RNA polymerase II-specific; RNA polymerase II cis-regulatory region sequence-specific DNA binding. Bases 329 to 1900 code for a protein of 523 amino acids. Gene Ontology annotation, biological process: pattern specification process; positive regulation of DNA-templated transcription; cell fate specification. Gene Ontology annotation, cellular component: nucleus. Lineage: Eukaryota; Metazoa; Chordata; Actinopteri; Cypriniformes; Nemacheilidae. The transcript is spliced from 9 exons.